UCACCUAGCCUGCUCAGGCCCAGACACAUCUGAAGGACAGGAUGCCAUCCACAGAACCCUAGACAAGCUCCUGAAAUGAGCCCAUGGGAACCUCAUGAGUUUUAACAAGACCAAGUGCAAGGUGCUUCAACUGGGUUCAGGCAUCGGGGACACCCAGGAGGUGCGCUUGCAGCAGCAGAGAGUAAAACCUGCUGCUGCAAUGCUGGUGAAUGGGAGCAACUCAUAACCCCAGCUCCCCUCAGGCCACUGCAGAGAAGAGCAUGGCUACAGAGGUGGACAACUGCUGUCCCAUCUGCCUGGACAGCUGGAAGGAGAUCAGCUACAUAUUGCCAUGCCUGCACCAGUUCUGUUACACCUGCAUCCUGCAGUGGGCAGAGAGUACACCCAAGUGCCCUCUCUGCAAGAGGAGGAUUCUGUCCAUCUUGCACUCUGUGGGGACAGGAAAUGACUACAUGGAGCACGUCAUUGCACUAUCUGAGACACCAUCCAUCAUUGUCCACCAGGCAAGAGGAGACCUCAGACAUCUUGACCUCCAUUUCUCUGAAGCAUCCCAAACAUGGGCUGCAGAAGGAAUGCCCAGGCAUCCUGUGGGCAGCCUCCAGCCUGGGGAAUGGGUGGUACUUUUCCGGGACCACCCAUGCCUCCUAGAUACUCUGGUGCUCUGGGUCCGACCAAGGUUAAGGCAGAUCUUCAGGAACAACUGGAUGGAGGCAGACCUAGUGGAGGACACUGUCACGGACAUCCUGACCAACCACGGAAUUGAUGAAGACCACCUGGUACAGAUGCUGGGGGUAUCCCUCCAAAACCAUGCGGCGACAUUUGUGCAACAGCUUAUCCGUGUUGCUGUGCGACGGUGCAGCAGGGAAGCUUGUCGUCUGCUGGCCCACCAGCCCUAUCUCCCUGCCCAGGUCCCAGCACUUUUGACAGCCCUGCAAGAUGUACCAUGGAUGAGAUGCCCAACACCUCCUCCACUGCCAUGGAUGGGGAUUUCAGAAGCUACCCCUCUAUACCCAUUACCAUCAUUGUUGGAGCAAGAAGAGCCCCGGGAGGAGCCAGAGGAGUCUGUUCCUCAGUCCUCCACUUCCACACAGGGCAGUGAACCCUCUCCUGAGGGGCCAUGAUGACCCCUGAAGAGGCAGGCAAGUAGCCCUGGGGCUUCUUCAGCCACCCCUGCAUCCGUGACUUUGGAGGAUGCCUCAGGGGUUAGCCAAACUGGAACUGAACCAUCAGCUGGGGCAUGCACCAACCCCCUAGGGCUCCCAGCCCCUCUGAUCUUGCUAUCCAAAUAAAAUGAAUGUAUGGAAACUCAUAAGAAGUCUCAGUGUUAU
This is a messenger RNA of Cyanistes caeruleus (blue tit), 1328 nucleotides long. RefSeq lists its product as uncharacterized. The record is from RefSeq and is a predicted model, not a curated record. Lineage: Eukaryota; Metazoa; Chordata; Aves; Passeriformes; Paridae. Gene Ontology annotation, molecular function: metal ion binding; ubiquitin protein ligase activity. Gene Ontology annotation, biological process: protein monoubiquitination; protein polyubiquitination.